CCGGAAUCGGCCUCGACGACACCAGCAACACGCCAAUAUGGCGCUCAAGGGUCUCUUCGUGGCUGUAUAUGCCUCCAAUGGCCUCAUAAGUACACUAUUCUUGCCAACAUGGUACUCUCUACUACUCAGCCCUUUCACUCUAGCCAUAGCCUAUUACUACGGACUUUUUGAAUUGCUCCAGAGCUUCGUAGGCGAAGACUUCUCUUGGUUCGAUAUCUUGCCACAGUUUGCUCUAUCGGCAGUGUUUCUACUUCUACCAACCAGACUGCUCUCCGGCGCCGGAAACACAAGCAAGAGCAAGGAUGGCGGGAAGAGCAGGAUACAAUCGCUGCCAUACUGGAUUCCCGGAGUUCGACAUCUGGGAAGCAUCGUUUCAGGCGAAGAAGAGUGGUUGAAGGGCGUCAGGGAUUCAUCAGCGCAUAGCAUCAUCUCGUACCAGGCGGCUGGUGCAAAGCAUUUGGUCGUCCUUACAACUUCUCUCCUAGAAGAAUUCCACAAGAAGUGCAGCGGCCUGAAAGAGCAUGAAUACACCAGAUGUGCAGUACUACGAAACACAUUCGGUAUGCCAAAAGCCUUUGAGGGCAGAUACUUUGAGUUGCGUCCGAAGAUUGACGAGGCUGUCCACACCGAGAUCUUCAACUUGAAGUCAAUGGAAGCUCUGGUCUCCGCAUCACGGAAAAUUCUCAAGGACUCUCUGCCGGACCUAAUCACCUUCAAUUCGUCAAUCGUUGACCAAUUGCAAUGGGAGCGAGUGGCCAACAUCGAAUUGACAGAUGGAACCUCGGAGGUGGAGUGCGACUUCUUCACUUUGAUCAAUGACUUCUGCUGUAGCGCGAUACUUGAACCUCUCGCCGGUACACAAUUUCCGGAUUCUUACCAACUGCUCGCAUCUGAUCUAGCGGACAUCAACAGACACUAUUACGCCCUAGCCCUUGGGAUCCCACGAUUGUCGCCGAUUCAAGGCCUCCCGACAGCAGCACUAGCAAGAAAGCGGCUUUUACACCACUUCACUGGGUUAUUUGACGAGCUCACAAACCCAAAGGUGAGGAGGGUACGGGAGGAUGACGAGAGCAUGAGUGGAGAAGAAACGGACGCCGACACCACGACGCCUCUUGCAGCACUGAACGAGCUAUUUUCUGAACACGAUGUACCUAUUUCGGCACGAGCUGCUAUGGCGAUCGAUUUGAUACAUAGUAUCGUUGGAGAGGUCGUCCCACUCCUCUUUUGGACUCUACUCAACGUCUACUCCGCCUCGACUUGGCCGUUAGCACAGAGUGACAAAGACACUCCAUUGGAGAAGAUCAAGGAAGAGACCAAGCCAUGGGCGCAAGCCGUCCAGCCUCCGUCGAUCCAUCCGUUGUUUCCCGCGCCACCAGAAAUUGCAUUUGCUUCUUCCGCUCAAUUUCAAAGCCCGACCGCGUUUCCAUACCUCCUGUCUUGCAUUAACGAAACUCGACGCCUCUAUAACUCCUCGGCUACGAUGCUUCUACUCAACAAGUCCACUGUUCUGGACGAAAAGAGCCUCCGUCCCGGCGUUCAGGAACAGUGGGAGCUCGAUGCUGGCUCCCUCUUCGACAUCGGGUUAUCGAGAAGUCUGAUCAACAGCUCAUCCGCAAAUUUUACUUCGCCUGAUACGUUCAAGCCAGAUCGGUUCACCAGAUCUGCGCCCGGUCCAUCCAUUGACCUUCCAGGUGAUGACUUCAAGGACUACAAGACUGCGCUACUAGUCUCUAUCAUAGCAGGCAUCGUUCAGCUCUGGGAUGUCAGUCCUGCGCCGAAGAAGACAUUCAUCGAGAAGAUGAUCGAAGUGCGUGAUGAAAUACACGCUGGUGGUGCUGCGCUGGAUGGCCAUGGCAAGGUGGUCAAGGGCGACAGCCGUGUGGAUAAAGAUGGGGAAGACAAGAAAGGUGUUUGGGUCCUUCCUCAGGUGAUUGAUGCGGCGAGUGUUAAGGUGCCGAGGAAUGAUGUGAGAGUCAGGAUCAGGAGGAGGGAGAAUCUACCCGCGCCAAAGGUACCGAGGAAGAGGUGAUCGAGUCAUCGUACACAUUAAAGAUGGGGGCUUUCACCACGCGCAUAAUCGACUAUACUCCGGCAUCGCGAAAAGCCUGGAAAUAGCAUAUCCAUCGAAGCAGCACUGCAGGAUACUUGAAGGUCUCCGGAAUUGUAGAAGACCGUAGCGAGAGCAUCUAAUCUACGAUGCAACGAGGGUAGAUGAAGAAACGUCUUACAAGCGUCGCUGUACAAGUGUUGGGUCAAUUGUCACACCUGGAGGUAGUCAGAGUAUUGGCACCACGAAGGUAUUGGUGAGGAUCUCCUUAGGGUUAUCACAGCGCUCUUGUCAAUACGUCACAAACAACUUUACUCCUCAAAGACACCUCGCC
Molecule: messenger RNA, 2381 nt
Organism: Didymella exigua CBS 183.55
Lineage: Eukaryota; Fungi; Ascomycota; Dothideomycetes; Pleosporales; Didymellaceae
Exons: 1
Coding region: 38-2029 (663 amino acids)
Molecular function (GO): oxidoreductase activity, acting on paired donors, with incorporation or reduction of molecular oxygen; iron ion binding; heme binding
Source: RefSeq, a predicted model, not a curated record